GCCAUCAUUGCUUAUGGUGAAGAUUUUCCCAAGGAAGUGACGACAUAUAGAUCAACAUGUUAUAUUGACUGCCAUCCCCUUUCCAAACUCAUUCCGCGUUUGAAGAAAAUUCAAUUCCAAUGCAUUUUUGCGGCUCCAAGCAUCCCCUCAGGUUAUGUAAAUCUAUAAAUAGGGGAGCUCUUCACAAACUCUGCACAAAACCAUCAGUUUCGAAAUCAUCAGUUUCAAAAAUAUGAAAUCUCUUCACUUUUCAAUGUCUUCAUCAUUUCUUUAUGUUGCUCUCUUCUUAUUGUUAUGGGCAGCUUCAGCUCAGGCUGAUGAGACUUUUCUUGAUUGCCUUUCUCUUCAAUCCAACGACUCCUCUUCCAUUUCUAAAGUUGUCUUCACACAAAAUAAUUCUUCCUAUUCUUCUGUUUUGAACGCUACCGUUCGAAAUUUUAGAUUCACUACACCAUCUACCCCUAAACCUUUGGUCAUUGUAACACCGCUCCAUGCUUCCCAUAUUCAAGCAACAAUUUAUUGUUCAAGAAAACAUGGGCUCCAAAUUAGAACUCGAAGCGGUGGCCAUGAUUUUGAAGGUCUUUCUUAUGUAUCUGAAGUGCCGUUUGUUAUCGUUGAUAUGGUUAAUCUACGAUCAGUUGACAUUGAUGUAGAAAACAAAGUUGCAUGGGUUCAAUCAGGUGCGGUUCUAGGAGAACUGUAUUACAACAUUGCUAAUAAAAGCAACACUCUUGCCUUUCCAGCUGGUCUUUGCCCCACUGUUGGAAUUGGAGGGUACUUGAGCGGAGGAGGUUACGGCUUAUUAUUCCGCAAAUACGGUCUUGCAAUAGAUAAUGUAAUUGAUGCACAACUUGUUGAUGUUAACGGGAGAGUUCUUGACAGGAAAUCCAUGGGAGAAGAUCUGUUUUGGGCCAUUCGAGGAGGUGGUGGGGGUAGCUUUGGAAUUGUGGUUGCAUGGAAAGUACAGUUGGUUUCGGUUCCAUCAAUUGUGACUGUAUUCACAAUCAACAAGACCUUGGAACAAAAUGCGACCAAGCUUGUUCAUCGUUGGCAAUCCGUUGCACCCAAGCUUCCAGAAGAAUUUUACUCCGGAAUUACACUAACAAGGGUGAAUUCUAGUGAAGAUGGGAAAAGAACAAUUCUAGCUUCCUUUCAUGCCUCGUUUCUUGGUGGGAUUGAUGAGCUGGUUCCAUUGAUGCAAGAGAGAUUUCCUGAGCUGGGACUAGUGAGAGAAGAUUGCAUUGAAAUGAGUUGGAUUGAAUCUAUUCUCUCCAUGGGCAACCUUCCAAAUGAAACCUUGAAUAUUUUACUUGACAGGACAUACCAAAGUCCACUUCUUAGUCCUUCCUUCAAAUCAAAAUCUGAUUAUGUAAGGAGACCCAUUCCUGAAAUUGGAUUUCAGGGGAUGUGGUCAAGACUUUUUGAAGAAGAAGGAGCAUCUGCUAGUAUAAGUUUUAUUGCUUACGGAGGCAUAAUGGAUGAAAUUCCAUCGACUGCUACUCCAUUCCCACAUAGAGCUGGCAACUUAUACAAAAUCGUAUACAACGCAGGAUGGCAAGAAGAAGAGAAUAUAAUAUCUGAAAGGUAUAUAAGCUGGAUUCGGAGACUUUAUAGUUACAUGGGUUCCUUUGUUUCAAAAUCUCCAAGGCAAGCCUAUAUCAAUUAUAGGGAUCUUGACAUCGGAAUGAAUAAUGAAGGAAACACAAGUUUCGCUCAAGCAAGCAUAUGGGGUCGUAAGUAUUUCACGAACAACUUUGACAGAUUAGUUCGUGUGAAGACCAAUGUUGAUCCACAAAACUUCUUCAGGCAUGAGCAAAGUAUUCCUCCUUUUUUCUAUUAAUUGAAAAAAAAAAUCAUAAUAACCUUUGGAAGUUAAACCUUUUAUAAAAAUAUUUAAUUGGAAAAUGUGUCAAAAAAAUAAAGAAUUUUUUAGGUUUUUUUUAUAGGCAUUUUGGCAUGAUUCUUUGUAUGACUAUUUAGAUAAAUGUAUCAUUAAUUACCUUUGCUUUGUAAUUAGUUGUAGAUCAUAUGUAUUUA
Messenger RNA from Durio zibethinus, 2037 nucleotides. Its product is annotated as tetrahydroberberine oxidase-like. The record is from RefSeq and is a predicted model, not a curated record. Lineage: Eukaryota; Viridiplantae; Streptophyta; Magnoliopsida; Malvales; Malvaceae. Gene Ontology annotation, molecular function: FAD binding; oxidoreductase activity.